Molecule: messenger RNA, 2310 nt
Organism: Meyerozyma guilliermondii ATCC 6260
Lineage: Eukaryota; Fungi; Ascomycota; Pichiomycetes; Serinales; Debaryomycetaceae
Exons: 1
Coding region: 1-2310 (769 amino acids)
Source: RefSeq, a predicted model, not a curated record
AUGGACGCCAAUAUCGAUCCGUCCAUAGGCGAACAAGAACUCUACGAGGUGUCGAGUGCCAGUAGACAGCCUGAACCCAAUCUGGUAGACCAUGAAGACACGUCCAUCACCAACGUUUUAAGGUUAAAUGAAUACGUGAAUGCGCCCCACGAAGACUCCGUAGCCAGCCACGAUGAAGCUUCCAAUACUUCUGGCAUACAUAUGAUGAGUUUUGAUUUGGAAAAUCAUCCCGAUGCUCAAUUACGAACCACUGCUUACGAAAACUACCACAGACAAGUGCCCCAAAAUGUGAUAUCUGAAGCCAUUGCUAAUUCUGAGACACCCUUGGCUUCGGAAAUACCAGCUGUGAAGCUAGUGGAGUACAAUCCUGCUGAAAAAACGAAAAGAUUAGGGCGUCCUCGCAAGAAUAUGGAGGCUCUUGUAGAGCCAUCGCCUGCUGAUUCUUCAGCUAAAAACCACUACGAGGCCAAAAUUUCAAAGUUUCGGUUGGACCAUAUCCCUGUGGAGGGCCCUGGCUCUCGUGGUGGCAAGCAAGGUGCAAGAAAUCUGCCUCGUGGUCGUAUUACUCUGGGCACAAUCAAGAAGAGAAAGCAGGCUUUACUCAAUUUUCCUUCUAUUCAAACUGACAAAGCAAAAUCAGAAACUGAGGCUGAUCGCAGUGGAUCUGAUACAAAAGACGAAGAUCUGUCUUCACCAGCGAACAAUCCUGAAGUGUCUUCAUCAGCCAUACCUCCUAAGGACGAUGCAACAAACCUUCAAUCUGAAACAAAGACCAAUCCCAUAACGAAAAAACGUAAACUUCAAACCCGCACUUUGACCUCUACUGGUCGAACAACUGUUCUCAACAAUCGUCAAAAAACUGCCAAACAGCUAGUGGGGCCGUUGGUAGGUCUCUAUUAUGACCUUUACGAUGAAAAUAUUAUGGACGCUAGCCAAAAUAGCAAAGCUACAGAGGAAAAGCUAGCAUUGGGAUUCCCUGUUACGCCUUCACCGUAUGCAUCUGACAUUCUUUAUCUUGUAUCAUAUCUUCAAAAAUUCAAGGAUGUAAUAUUUGUGGGCUACUUGGGCCCUCAGGAUUUCGAAAAAGGUUUGGGACUCGAUGGGGAUCAGCACGUUAGUGAGGAGAUGGAAUCUUUAUUUUGUAAACUAGCGGCACUCAUUCUCAACAGAAAGAGGGAAAUUCCACUCACUUCACAGAAGCAAGCUAUAAACGAUUUAAAGACUAUUUCUACAUCAUUGGGACUUCCAAACAAGUGGUCUGGUUCUUCAGCAAUUCUCAAGCCAGAAGUUAGUGAAGUCGAAUACGAAACUCUCGAUCCCAAGAACCCGGAAAUUCGACUUGAAGAAAUCAACGUUUAUCCUCAACCCUCCAUUGGAAGCAACCCUUUUUAUGACCAGCCAGAUUUCGAAAGCUUAGGAUUAAACGGCCUCAAAGAUCCAUUUGACAGACUCACAAUGUUGGUCACAAUGGCUGAGUGGAGUCUCAUAGCUUCUGAUUCGAUGAAAAAUUACAUCACGAGCGAGCUCAAAAACCAUGAUAUUGUAGUUGACAAAGAAACAAGCUAUGCUCUGCAUUAUGUUUUAAAAGGCUACGAACAUGCCGAGACGGCCAAACGACAAUUGGACAAGAAGAAUUCCAAGAAACAGAAGGAUGAUUCUCCAGCUUUUAUGGACCCCACCUCAGACCCGUUGUUGCAUCCUUUGCGUCUCAGACUCGAUGAGCUUUUGGUGGGCGAUUGUGGCUUCAACAUUGGCCGCUUUUAUUUGUGCUGGAUGGCAGAAGGAGACAAUGGAGGUCUCUCCAAUUUACGCCGGUUCAAGAGUGUACGAAACAACAUUAAUGAGUUGCCGAAUCGGCUCCCCUCUCGCUUCAAACUUUACGUUGAAGAUGUAUAUAAAAUGUUGGCUCAAUCUCUCGCUACGUACGGAGUUUCAUUUGAAAACGGAGAAGAAGUUGCUCAACCUGUCGAUGAAGGUCCAAUAUGGUUUGAGGUAGCAAACGAUGUGGUGCUGCUUAAAAAGUUCACGGAUCAUUUGGCUCUCAAAUUGGGUAUAAGGCCAGGCCUAGAAGACCCUAUCACUUCCAGUUCCAUGCUUUUUAAGCCAGUUAUGAACUUGCUUCUGCAAUUGUCGACUAUCACCAAGUUGCUCGAAAGGUUUGAAGGGUUGAGUAACAGUACUCGCUCCACCCGUAGAACUGUUGAUUAUAAUGAGCAACCCGCAGACGGUGAAGAAGAGCCUGAGUCUGAUGAAGGUGAAGUAUUCGUGCAACAAAUUCCAGACACAGACGACGAAGAUUAUGAAGAAUGA